AUGACCAUUCCCACACGCGAGUUUGGCAAGACCGGCGAAAAGGUCGGCUGCAUCGGCUACGGUGCCAUGGGACUGGCAGCCUUUUAUGGCGAGCCAGUUGACCAGCCCACGGUCAACGCGGUGCUGUCGCGCUGUCUCGAGGACGGAGCGACCUUUUGGGACACUAGCGACGUCUAUUCACCCAUGAGCUCGGGCAAGCUGGGCUACAAUGAAGGGCAGAUCGGCGAGUUCUUCCGUACCCAUCCCGGAUCUCGCGAAAAGGUGUUCCUGUGCACCAAGUUCAUCAUCAACAUCAAGGACGGCAAGAUGGAGCUCGACGGCUCGCGCGAGUGGUGUCACCAGGCCUGUUCCGACUCGCUCGCACGUCUGGGUGUCGACCACAUUGAUCUCUACUACGCACACCGUCCCGAUCCCAAGACUCCCGUCACCACCACCGUGGCAGCGAUGAAGGAGCUCAAGGAUGCAGGCAAGAUUCGCUACAUCGGCGUAUCCGAAUACAACCUCGAGCAGCUCCAAGCCGCCAAUGAGGUGGUGCAUAUCGAUGCGCUUCAGAUCGAACUCAGCCCUUGGACUCCGGAUGUGCUCACAAACGGUAUCCUCGACUGGUGUGUACGCAACAACACCGCCCUUGUUGCAUACUCCCCCCUUGGCCGCGGAUUCUUGACAGGCCAGUACAAGUCGGUCGAAGACUUUGAGCAGAACGACUUUCGCCGCUACAACCCGCGCUUCACGGGAGACAACUUUACCAAGAACCUCGAACUCGUCGACGACAUCCGCAAAAUCGCCAGCAGGAAGAACGCCACCCCUGGCCAAAUCGCCCUGGCGUGGUUGUUGCAGAAGUCGGACGCCAUCAUUCCGAUCCCAGGCACCAAGAAGGAAAAGUACCUCAUUGAAAACAACACGGCCGCAAACGUCAGCCUCGACAAGAGCGAGGUAGACGAAAUCGACGCCAUCAUCAACAGCUUCAAAGUCAGCGGCACGAGGUAUGAGCCCGAAAUGAUGGCCACUGUCGCUUUCUAG
This is a messenger RNA of Moesziomyces antarcticus, 1020 nucleotides long. Its product is annotated as alcohol dehydrogenase. Gene Ontology annotation, cellular component: cytoplasm. The record is from RefSeq and is a predicted model, not a curated record. The transcript has a single exon. Lineage: Eukaryota; Fungi; Basidiomycota; Ustilaginomycetes; Ustilaginales; Ustilaginaceae. The coding region runs from base 1 to 1020 and encodes 339 amino acids.